Messenger RNA from Meleagris gallopavo (turkey), 315 nucleotides. Lineage: Eukaryota; Metazoa; Chordata; Aves; Galliformes; Phasianidae. The record is from RefSeq and is a predicted model, not a curated record.
GUGCGGGCGCUGAAGGAGAAGAUCGAGGCGGAGAAGGGCAGCGAUGCGUUCCCGGUGGCGGGUCAGAAGCUCAUCUACGCCGGGAAGAUUCUCAGUGACGACGUUCCCAUCUGCGAGUACCGCAUCGACGAGAAGAACUUCGUGGUCGUCAUGGUGACCAAGGCCAAGGCAGCGCUGGGCACCGCGGCGCCUGAACCCGCAGCCUCCACUGCUGCCACCUCAGAGCCCACCCCGACCCCAGGGCCCCCCCCCGCUGCUGACACCACCCCCGUCCCACCAGCUGCCCCCAGUGAGGAGCAGCCCCCCCAGGACCUC